AUGAAGUUGACUCUGCUCCUGGUUUUAUUUGCCACUGCGACUCUCGCACAAGAUCCAACACCCUUUGAUUUUGAUUGGAGGGAAUUGAAAAGUGUUUGGGAGUCGCCUGAACUUCUUCCGACAUUGAAGAAAAUUGACCCAUCGUACGAUGCAACUGUACGAGGCGGCCGAAUUGUUGGUGGCAGAGAUUGGCUAAUGUUCCGUUCAACUCGAUUGACUGACUGA
Clunio marinus is the source of this 225-nucleotide messenger RNA. NCBI's taxonomy places the organism in Eukaryota, Metazoa, Arthropoda, Insecta, Diptera, Chironomidae. The record is from the annotation of a GenBank genome assembly.